AUGUACGAUGAAGCAUACACCGAGAGCCAUACCGAUACUGUCACUCAGGUUGCUUUCCAUCCAACACAACAAAACACCCUGCUCUCAGGAGCCACUGAUGGUCUGGUAUCGAUAUUCGACACGACCAUCUCGGACGAGGACGAUGCCCUAGUUCAGGUGCUCAACCACUAUGGUGCCGUGCACUGUGCCGGUUUCCUGAACGCCGAAGAAGUCUAUGCCGUCAGCACGGACGAACAGCUUUCAGUGUACACAUUGAGCAAGCCCACCGACCCUGAAGACGCCACUCUUCCAGUCACUGCAUUCGGAGACGUCAGAGAACAGUUGAAGAGCAGCUACGUGAUUGACAUGUUCCCAAACUCGCCUUCAGCUUACAUCGCUACUGGAGACACUUCUUCUUCUCGCCUCACUCUGGUUCCGCUGAAUCCCAGCUGGUCUUUCGACAUGGCAGGCACAAUGGACUUCCCUGGCGCACACGGGGAUGAAAUCGUCCGCGACUUCCUCAUCGACAACCAUAAUCAACGUGUGAUCACCUGCGGAGAAGACGGACAAGUUCGUCUGUGGGCACAAGAGGCACAAUCUCAAGCAGCCUCAGCAGAUGCCAUGGACAUUGACAAGAAAAAGAAGCGCAAGGACAAGAAGAAGAAGGAUAGGUUCAACCCUUACUAG
Aureobasidium vineae is the source of this 666-nucleotide messenger RNA. Lineage: Eukaryota; Fungi; Ascomycota; Dothideomycetes; Dothideales; Saccotheciaceae. The record is from the annotation of a GenBank genome assembly.